Molecule: messenger RNA, 1506 nt
Organism: Patiria miniata (bat star)
Lineage: Eukaryota; Metazoa; Echinodermata; Asteroidea; Valvatida; Asterinidae
Product: zinc finger protein 235-like
Exons: 2
Coding region: 646-1380 (244 amino acids)
Biological process (GO): regulation of transcription by RNA polymerase II
Cellular component (GO): transcription regulator complex; PcG protein complex
Molecular function (GO): DNA-binding transcription factor activity, RNA polymerase II-specific; RNA polymerase II cis-regulatory region sequence-specific DNA binding
Source: RefSeq, a predicted model, not a curated record
ACGUACAGGUAUCCGUCACACACGUACACACACACGAAAACAAAAAGAAUACCGACUUAACAAAAAGCUGGCAACAAACAUGAUGCUGAAAUUCGUGUAAUUCCUUGAUGUUAAGCGCUCCUAUAGAACUCGUAACGUCAAACGUACAUACAGAAUACUGCAGCAGUGUCAACCCGCAAGAGAGUUAAUAAAACCACCAUGAUCGCUGGUAGCAAUGCAGGAAGCAUGAGUACAUGUAUUACAUCCUCGGCCGAUGGAUUAACAUGAGCGACACCCGUGAAACUUGUUGGCCACUAAAGCUUUAUAACCAGCAUAUGGAGUUCCACGCAAAAUUAUGACUACUGAACAAAGCAAUCCUGGACAUUACCUUUACACACACGUAAAGCAUACGGACAGUGCCCUCUAGCAAAAUAAGUACUGAAACACUUCUUCACGAAUGUGAGGGAAAGUAUUUAAACCUUGUGGCCACUUCUUGUGCAGAAUGAUAUCGCCCAAAACUCGCCAGGAGAGAAUGUCGGGAUUUAGGAAUGAGGAUAAAGCAAACCACUUUUGUCAGUGAUGUUCCAUGUACAAGUUUGUGCUGAACAUGUAAAUGAUUGACACCAAGAGUACCGGUACAGCUGUUCGUUUUCAGCAUUUUUUGCCAUGCUUUCUCGCACAAAUGUGGUCUUAAUGAACCACUCUAGUCGGACUUGUGAUCCCGAAGAGGAAAAGCCUCUGAACAGUGACACUCCUAACAGCUCAUUCCCGCAAGGCUGCCUAGACCUCUCUCUUCCAAAACCAAUACCUGUGUCACUCACUUCUACAAAAGAUCAUAGUCCCAAUCGUGGUCACACCAGCUCUGAGAAUCUCUUUGUGUGUCAAACUGACUUGCAUAGGAGUAGUGAUACCCAGCUGCACUGCCUUGAUCUCUCGGUUCCUAAACAGAGUGUGGUUUCUGCCACUUCCAACACUGACCAAACUUGCCAUUCUGCAGCCCAAGAAAAAUCAUCUGAUCUUGAUGUCAUCACUAGCAACAGUGUCCAGACGAAUUGCUUAGAUCUAUCAUUCCCUAAAAAGUUUCCCAUCUGUGAGAAACGGUUUGCUUGCGAUAUCUGCGGAAAGGGUUUUACCCUCAAAAACAAUCUUGCAGCACACAGGAGGACUCAUACAGGGGAGAAGCCUUUCACUUGCAACCUGUGCGGCAGGGCCUUCGCGCAACAACAGCAUCUCAAAAGACAUCAUCGCAGUCACGCAGAUGAGAGGCCGUAUAUUUGUGACAUUUGUGGGGAAAGAUCCAGCACCAACAGCAAUCUUCAGGCCCACAGGCGAAUCCAUACUGGAGAAAAGCCUUUCAGUUGUGGUUUUGCGGCAAAGCCAUCGCACAAGCUGGGGAUCUGAAGCGGCACCUUCGCACUCACACAAAAGAGAAGCCAUACCACUGUGAUACUUGUGGCAAAACUUUUGGCUACGCCAGCAGCCUUGCCACACACCAACUCCUCCACGAAGAGGAGAAGAAGUUUGUUU